CUUCCUAUCUUACGUUAGCCAAAAAGUUCCCAAAAAAAAAAACACUAUACAUAUCUAGAGAGAGAAAUAUUAGAAAAAAAAUAAAAAAAUGCUUCUCUUCUUAAAAUCAAUAAGUUUCAGAUCUUUGAAUCAUCAAGAUUUCAAGAACAAUAACAGCAGCUGCAAGGAAUUAACAACAACGUCGUCAUCAUCGUUGUCAUCAUCAUCGUGUAUAUCUUUAACAGUAUGGAGAAAAUCACUUAUAUUUAGCUGUAAAGGAUUUACAGUUAUUGGAUCCGAUGGAAAUUUAGUGUAUAGAGUUGAUAAUUAUUCUGGUAGACGUGACCAAACUAUUUUAAUGGAUGCUUCUGGCAAACCCAUUCUUACUAUAUGUCGGCAUAAGCAGAAACUAAGGAUAGUAGACAACAAUUGGUUCAUAUAUGAAGGAGAAGUACUUGGAGAUCAUGAUUACAACACCAACAACAAGAGAUCAUCAUCAAGAAAGAAGCCUAUAUUUUGUGUAAAGAAACAAAUGAAGAUUUUACAUAGUAAUAUUAAUGUACUUGCCCAUGUUUAUUAUCAUGGAACAUCAUCAGACAAGACAUAUUCUUAUAUUAUUGAAGGGUCAUAUGCAAACAGAACAUGUAAAGUGUUGGAUGCAAAAUCAAGAAAUGUUGUGGCAGAAAUUAGGAAGAAACAAGCAGUAAUUGGUGGUGUUACUUUUGGAUUAGAAGUUUUUGUAUUAGUUGUAAUGCCAGGAUUUGACUCUGGUUUUGCUAUGGCUAUGGUGUUGUUGUUAGACCAAAUGUUCUCCUAAGUGUUGUUUCAAUAUAUGUUGAUUAAUUUUAUGUAGUGAUCACUCAUUUGAGGAAAUGUGAUGUUUUCUCUUUAUUAUAUGAUCUUGGAUAAUAUAUCGUGAUCGUUUGAUAUAUGAGAUAGGUAGCUUUUAUGGUUGAA
Molecule: messenger RNA, 936 nt
Organism: Solanum tuberosum (potato)
Lineage: Eukaryota; Viridiplantae; Streptophyta; Magnoliopsida; Solanales; Solanaceae
Product: protein LURP-one-related 17
Exons: 2
Coding region: 89-796 (235 amino acids)
Source: RefSeq, a predicted model, not a curated record